Messenger RNA from Sphaerulina musiva SO2202, 3549 nucleotides. RefSeq names its product Hira-domain-containing protein. Gene Ontology annotation, cellular component: nucleus; HIR complex. The transcript has a single exon. Gene Ontology annotation, molecular function: protein binding; nucleosome binding. Bases 97 to 3243 code for a protein of 1048 amino acids. The record is from RefSeq and is a predicted model, not a curated record. Lineage: Eukaryota; Fungi; Ascomycota; Dothideomycetes; Mycosphaerellales; Mycosphaerellaceae. Gene Ontology annotation, biological process: chromatin remodeling; DNA-templated transcription; regulation of DNA-templated transcription.
CUGCACCAACACCAACGGGUACUACGUGUGCUGGCUGACAACAUGCGGCAAUUCUCUUAAUGACAUCUCCCGGCCGAGCCUGACACGGCGACUACGAUGCGCUUCUCCAAACCCAACUGGCUCGUGCAUGGCGGCGAGAAGAAGGACCACGAGGUGUACAGCUGCCACGUCUCGCCUGAUGGAAGCCGACUGGCGACGGCAGCAGGCGAUGGCCAUGUGCGCAUCUGGUCGACGGAAGCCAUCGCAAACGCCUCGAAUCCCGCAUACACCAAGCCGAAGCAGCUCGCAUCGUUGUCUUACCACUCUGGCACCGUGCACUCGGUGCGCUUCAGCAGCAAUGGCAAAUACCUCGCGUCCGGCGCCGACGACAAGAUUGUCUGUGUAUACAACCUGGACCCCAGCCCGCCCGCGCACUCUACCUUUGGUAGCAACGAGACGCCGCCUGUGGAGAACUGGCGCAUCUUCAGGAGGCUGAUAGGGCACGACAACGACGUGCAGGAUCUAGGAUGGAGUUGCGACAGCUCCAUUCUGGUCUCGGUGGGUCUGGACAGCAAGGUGGUUGUGUGGUCUGGCACCACUUUCGAGAAGCUUAAGACGCUUUCGCAACACCAGAGUCAUGUCAAGGGAAUCACAUUCGACCCGGCGAACAAAUACUUCGCCACGGCGAGUGACGAUCGCAGUAUCAAGAUUUACCGCUUCACGUCACCGCCUCCCAACGCGACAGCCUACGACCAAACGAGUAACUUUACUCUCGAACAUACCGUUACGGAGCCUUUCAAGACCAGCCCUCUCACAACCUACUUUCGACGCUGUUCAUGGAGUCCAGAGGGUGCUCACAUUGCAGCUGCAAAUGCCGUCAAUGGACCUGUGAGCUCGGUCGCAAUUGUCAAUCGAGGAACAUGGGACAGCGAGAUCAAUCUCAUUGGACAUGAGGGCCCGGUUGAAGUUUGUGCCUUCUCCCCACGGCUGUUCUGCAGAGAUCCUCCGCCGGAGGUGAUACCCAAGGACUAUCAAUCUCCCGGAGCAGUGACAGUGGUGGCAUGUGCUGGACAAGACAAAACUGUGAGCGUGUGGAACACCAGUUUCCCGCGACCAUUUGUGACGACCAGUGAGCUAAGUGCCAAGGCAAUUAGUGACCUGGCGUGGAGUCCUGGCGGAGAAACACUAUACGUGACCUCGCUCGACGGGACAAUAGCGGUUCUAGCAUUCGAGCGAGGAGAGCUCGGAUACCCUGCACCUAAUGCAGAUUAUGACAAGGCGCUCGCAAAAUACGGAGCAGGACGUAAAGUAGGCAUCGUGGAAAGUACGGACGCACUUUUGCUGGAGAACAAGAGCAAGGACUCCGAGAUGAACAGAGUGGAGGGCAGGAUGGGAGAUUUGAUGGGUGAUGGAGUCACGACCAACGUAUUGACGAACGGCGAUGCACAAAUGGCGGAUGCGACGAAUGGUGUGGCAGCAGCUCCCAGUCCGGCGCCGGCGCCUCCCAAAGAUCCACAGGCGGAGCGCGUGGAGAAGCUGAAACAGAGGGUUACAAUCACCAAGGAUGGGAAAAAGAGAGUUGCACCGCUCCUGCUCUCAUCUUCCAACGCUGGAGAAUCGAAUCUGCCACGCCCACAACUCCAAGCUGCUGUUCGGCAGGGAGCUGGAGCACUAGAGGAGCCAGUAAAGGUACUAGAUCUCAGCAAACCGUACGAUGGCCUACCUCCUGGUGGCUUGGCGACUUUGCUCAUGGGGAACAAGCGAAAGUAUGCAGAGGUGGCAGACGAAGAUGGUGAGAGUAAUCGACAUGACAAGCGGAUCCGGGCCAUACAGCAGGCAGGCGCAACACCCAUUGUCCAUAACACAGAGGAAGGGCUCGCGCUUGCAAGUAAUACCACCGCAAAACUAGAUGAGCUUCCAGCUGCACUGCGACCGGCAGUCAUCAAUCCGAGCAUGACUGUGAGCCAGACUAGGCUUGCCGUACCCUUGUUGAGGAGCGUGAUUUCGAGGCCUCUGGACUCUAGGCUGUCUACUACAUCUGACGAUCAGCCUGCUGGCGACGACAGUGAGGCGGCACUCGUAUUCGAAGCUCGAAAUGCAACAGGCGCCUCACGAACAGGGCGGGCAGCUGAUAGAGAUCCCACGCGCAUCACACUCGCCAAACGAGGUCAAACGCUCUGGCAAGACUUCCUGCCCCGAGCAGUCCUCCUGGUCACAGGCAACCGAAAUUUCUGGGCGGCCUCCUGCGAAGAUGGUACUCUCCAUGUUUGGACGCCGGCCGGCCGUCGGCUGCUCAGCGCUCUAGUGCUCGAAGCACAGCCCGUCAUAUUGGACUGCCGAGGCUGGUGGCUUCUCGCCGUCACUGCUGUGGGCUACUGCUAUGUCUGGAACAUCAAAACCAUGACUGCACCUCACCCACCCAUCCACCUUGCGCCCGUGCUAGACAUGGCAGCGCAAUCACAACAAGGACACCUCACCACUGGGCCCAGCGUGAUGUUUGCUCGGCUGAAUAGUCAGGGGCGUGUCAUUGUGGGAAUGUCCAAUGGUGACGGCUAUGCGUACAAUGCUUCCAUGUACGUUUGGCAACGCCUCAGCGACUCUUGGUGGGCCGUCGGAUCGCAGUAUUGGAACACUACUGAUACGUCGUUGGCAUCUGUUUCCACGAGCACGGCGAAGGGAAAAGCAACGGAGAGGGAGAGGGAGCGCUUUCUGGACGAGAUCAAUCCCGAAAACAUCUCAGCUGGCAUCAUUCCCCUGCUUGAACGCAACACAACGUCACAUUCCUUGCUGAAGGGGAAAGCGUAUUUCCUACAGCGACUUGUGAAGCAACUCCUUUCAGCUGAAGGAUUUGAAGGCUUCGAGAGUUCUGUCUCGAUAGCUCAUAUCGAGAAUCGCCUUGCCGCUGCACAAACGCUCGGAGCCAAGGAUGAGUUCAGAGUGUACCUCAUCAUGUACGCCAAGCGGAUCGGAGCCGAAGGCCUGCAAAGAAAGGUCGAGGAGUUGCUCAGCGGUCUUGCUGGUAAAGUGUUCACCGAGGAAGAUGGCGUCGGUGAAGAAGACUCACCCGGCACGGACUGGAGUGUGAACGACGAAAUCGUAGGCUGGAAAAGAGAGGAGCUUUUGAGAGAGGUUGUGAUUGUGCUUGGGAAGCACAGGGAUUUGCAAAGAAUAACGACCGAGUACUCCAAGUACUUGAGUGCGUGUGAAGAGAUGGCUUCACAAUCUCGAAAUGGAAACGGGAUGGACGAAGAAAUGGUCUCUUAGGACGGAGGAUGUGCAGAUUAGCCUUCCUCCUCCCUACUCCAUCGUAUCCACGCCAACUAAUAACCUCAGCAUUCCCUAUUAUCAGCGGACGCGUUCGAGAAGCUGGUGGUAAUAACCUGCGCGGCCAUACGACCACACUCCAGUACGGAGCGUGUGGUAGGCAUCUUGACGACGUAUAGCGGGACUAGAUGGAGUAACAGUGAAAAGAUAUUGUAUAAGUAGCGUAGCUCUCGCUUCAUGACGAAACGGACUGGUAUGGCGUAGAAGGAUACUGCCUCUUAUCCUGUACAUGUAGAAUAUAAGAAG